Molecule: messenger RNA, 2494 nt
Organism: Neurospora hispaniola
Lineage: Eukaryota; Fungi; Ascomycota; Sordariomycetes; Sordariales; Sordariaceae
Exons: 2
Coding region: 1-2151 (716 amino acids)
Source: RefSeq, a predicted model, not a curated record
AUGUCAACAGCGACAACAACUCAGGCAGGAGGCGGGUUCUCCCUCUUCCCCAACACCAACGUCACACCAAGACCACCUUCAAGGCCGUCGAGAGCUGCGACACCUCAAGGUCGACCUUCGACAUCAACAGAACCAUCAUCGUCCCGGGAGGCAGGAAGGCAAUCGCCAAUUGGACGGGUAGUACUACGGGAAGGGAAGCAAAGGUCGGCUUCGAACUCCAACAACCCUUGGCAGUCAGCGCUAGACUCGGCUCGACAGCAGCGGGAACAUCGAGAGCAACCUCAGGAGCAACCGCAGCGACCACCACUAGUUGAGAACAUGUCAUCGGAUCCAAUCGUCGAAACCAGUGUUGCUGCGCCCAUCUCCGAAGCAGACGCGCCUCCACGCUGCGAGACGACACUGUCCGAGGCAGAGACGCUGGUCGGGCAGCAGAGUAGGGGAGCUCAAAGCUCGUUCGCCAACCCACCGAUUGCAUAUACUCCUGAACCUUCGAACACAGCAUCGGUAGCAGCUCCUACCUCCAUUCCCGAACCACCACAGCCACCACAGCCAGCUGCCAUUCGAUCGAUAUUCCCACGAUAUAACCCCGAACUGCCCCUAGAUCGCCAGGACUACUACCCAACCCAGGCCAGUCCUACACAUAUUCCCCAGUCCGCCAUCAGCAGACCCAUGUACUCAGCCCGUGACACCGAUCAGCAAAGUGAAGUUGGCACCAAUGCUGGUAUGAAUGGUCCCAGUCAUCCCAGAAACCGGCCAGUAGCCAACCCGUCGGUGACCUCUGGAUCAGCCAACCAACGGUGGCCUGUAACGCGCAGCCAUGAGCCGCCAGUGAUACCGACGGUGAACACCACCGAGGAACUCCGUGGUCUUUGGAAAGCCGCCAACGGAUGGCGAGCCACCCAGCUCGAAGGCCGGAAAUACUGCCUGAAAAUGGCGUCGGACGCCUACGCGCCCGUCUACACGCUCUCCUCAUCCUCCAACCAGCCCUUCUACUGCCUGCGGGUCGACCCGACCUCUGCGUCCGCCCUGGUCUCGCUCUCGCGCUACGACCCCAACAAGACCUUCAAGGGUGACAAGUCCACCAGCGCGGCGGUGGGAAUCUCCGCCGCCUCGGCCGUGGCCUCUUCUGCUUCUUCCACCUCUUCGGCCUCCUCCUCGCCUAUUCCGAGCGCCCGCGCCUCGUCCAGCACGCCCUCCCCCCGUCCUUCAUCCGUCUUCUCCCGCAACCCAGACGGCUCCGGCGGGGCGUUGGGCGGCGCCAGCAGCAAGAGCACCAAGACCAAGAAACACGACGCGAAGCACUGGCAAGAAGUAAUCUCCACCACCCUCGAAGCUGCCACGCGCAAGCAGCCGCCCAACGACGGGCUAGUCGCACAGCUAUGGCCCCUCACAGCGGCGCGCCUGGUGUCCGACCGGGCCACGACCGACGCGGCGACGGUGGCGGCGGCCGAGAACGAGUGCGGCCGGCUGGUAUGGGACUCGGAUUCGGGCAACCACUACCUGGUGCACGCGGCCCUGGCGAUGCCAUUCUGCAUCACGGUCGAGCGCAACGCGGCUUAUAGCCGCACCGAGUACACGCUCGAGCACAUCGAGUCGCCCAACCACCUGGGCCGGCUGACGCGGGAUGGGACGGGCCAGGGAUGGCUGGAGAUUGAUACGGCGAUUGCGAGCCAUGUCGAGGCAGUGUACCUGAUCGAUGUGGCCAUUGCUGCACUGGUGCUGGUGGCGCAUGCUGAUGAGCAGUUUACGCGCGUGGAGACCUUUGAGCCGCCACCGUCGUUGUUGCGGGGUGCUGGUGGUGGUGCCGGCGUUGGAGGAAGCCAGAGGUCGAGCUUGGCGGAGUCCUUGUCGUCUGUGCUGAGAAGGAAUACCUCGGAUGAGAAGAACGGCAAUAAGGAUGAUAAGAAGAAGAGGAAGAAGAGGGAGAAGGACUUGGUCAAGGGGAUCAAGACCCGGGUCGAGCAGUUCGAGCUCGAUAUCGAGGCACAGGUGAAUGCGGAUAUGAAGGCCAAGAACGAGAAAAUGCCGGGUUGCACGAGGGGGCUUAUUGCCGUCUUGAAGUUUGCUUUUAAGGCUAUUAUCUGGUGCGCGACAUUGGUGUUUAAGGUGUUCAUGUUGCUCAUAAAAGGAUGCGGAAAGGGAACACGCUGAAAUUAAAUCCUAAAUCAGAAAAGGAUGAUAGCAACCCACGCAACUUGGCAAUACCCCAACAAGGACACCUUGAAAGUGGCGGCUGGAGGUCCCAAAGAAAAAUCAUGCUGAUAGAGCUCAUGAAAAGGUGUAUAUUUUUUGUUUCAGGCGUUUUGAUGAUGGGUCGGGUAUUAUUGUGGUUGGUAUUUUGCAUCAUCAUCAUCAACCGCACCAACAGCAGUAGCUAUGGAAGCUACCUAGCUGUCUUUAUAGACGGAUUUGAAUGAAACCCUCAGACGAGACUAUUUGUGUUGAUGUCGUCAAAUCGCUCCUUGGAAAAAAUUGAACCCAGUGAAAAUCGGAA